Molecule: messenger RNA, 243 nt
Organism: Orbilia oligospora ATCC 24927
Lineage: Eukaryota; Fungi; Ascomycota; Orbiliomycetes; Orbiliales; Orbiliaceae
Exons: 1
Coding region: 1-243 (80 amino acids)
Biological process (GO): mitochondrial respiratory chain complex IV assembly
Cellular component (GO): mitochondrion
Source: RefSeq, a predicted model, not a curated record
AUGUCACGGGCCUCCAAAUUAACCCUCGGCCUCGUCACCGCCGUUACGGGCCUCAUCGUUGUCGCCGUUCAUAAUACACAAGUCACCGAGCGUGAGGCGAUGCACCAGGGCGUCGUUCGCGAUGAAGAACGUCAACGUCUGAAACGAGAACGAGCAUUGGACUUUGAAAUGUCGGCGAAAUUACGGGAAGAGUACGAGAAGGUGCAACCCGUUAGUAAUAGCGGGGAUAAGCCGAAGAGGUAG